Messenger RNA from Spodoptera exigua (beet armyworm), 537 nucleotides. The record is from the annotation of a GenBank genome assembly. Lineage: Eukaryota; Metazoa; Arthropoda; Insecta; Lepidoptera; Noctuidae.
AUGAUCUUGAGGAAACCUGGACUUAUAAUUUCUAACCAUACCUGGAACGUGCUGGAACGAACAUACCUGGAACGUACUGGAACGACUGCACGUUUGGCGCAGUGGCUGGACAACUGGCUGCCGCGCAACGUGUCGGGGUUUCGAUUCCCGCACGGAACAACUCUUUGUUUUGUCACGGACCCAGAAAAACAACCCACAAAUUGUUGUUCUGGGUCUGGAUGUGAGGCUGAAAUUCCACCUCCAAGUACUAUUGGAACUGAAGAAAAUGAGUUGAAAGUGACAUUGCUGGAAAAGCCUAUUGAGUUAUUUGCUACCGCUAUCCCCGAAAAUUGGGCCUGCGGUCGGCGAGUAAGGGCAGCUCGCCGCCCGACCAGAACCAGGCCCGAGCGUACGGCGCGUAGCGUUCGCCUCAAAGAGCCAUUCGACCACCACAGACGGGGCCCUAAAGGGCUGAUGUUCAUCCGGGGUUGCGGGGUAAGCGCAAUGAGGUACCGUGACCUCGGCACAGAGCAGGAGAAGGAACAGGGUGGUUUUUAG